GAGGAAGGAAUCAAACUCCCAAGAUGGCGGCGGCGUCUGAGGAGCGGAUGGCCGAGGAAGGAGGCGGCGGCCACGGCGACGGCGGCUCCUGUUCGGCCGCCGGCUCCGCUCAGCGACAGCCCCCGGCGCCCCCGUCGCAGGCCCCGCCGCCGGGGUCCCAGGCCCCCGCCGCGCCCGCGCUGGCACCGGACCAUCUGCCCCAAAACAACACACUGGUGGCGCUGCCCAUCGUAGCCAUCGAGAACAUCCUCAGCUUUAUGUCCUACGACGAAAUUAGCCAGCUCCGCCUGGUUUGUAAAAGAAUGGACUUGGUCUGUCAGAGAAUGUUGAAUCAGGGGUUUCUGAAAGUGGAGAGGUUCCAUAACCUAUGUCAGAAGCAAGUUAAAGCACAGUUACCGAGGAGAGAGUCAGAAAGGAGAAACCAUUCUUUAGCUCGUCAUGCAGACAUCCUUGCCGCUGUGGAAACGAGGCUGUCACUGUUGAAUAUGACCUUCAUGAAGUAUGUGGAUUCCAACCUCUGUUGCUUCAUCCCAGGAAAGGUGAUUGAUGAGAUUUACCGUGUACUGAGAUAUGUCAAUUCUACCAGAGCCCCUCAGCGAGCUCAUGAGGUGCUGCAGGAGUUACGGGAUAUCUCUUCCAUGGCAAUGGAGUACUUCGAUGAGAAGAUUGUUCCAAUUUUGAAGAGGAAAUUGCCAGGAUCCGAUGUGUCGGGACGACUCAUGGGCUCUCCUCCAGUUCCCGGACCAUCUGCAGCCCUGACAACAAUGCAGCUCUUCUCCAAGCAAAACCCGUCCAGACAAGAGGUUACUAAACUGCAACAGCAGGUCAGAACCAACGGUGCUGGCGUGACUGUCCUCAGGCGUGAGAUCUCUGAGCUUCGCACCAAAGUGCAAGAGCAGCAGAAACAGCUUCAAGACCAAGACCAGAAACUGCUCGAGCAGACCCAGAUCAUAGGUGAACAGAACGCACGGCUGGCAGAGCUGGAACGCAAGCUCCGGGAAGUCAUGGAAAGUGCAGUAGGAACCUCCUCAGGGUCUGGGCAGAGUGAGGAGUCCCCUCGGAAACGAAGGAAGGCAACAGAAGCCAUAGACUCUCUUAGGAAAUCCAAACGACUUCGGAAUAGAAAGUAGAUUGGAAUAUGGCUCUAGCUCCAGAGGAUGACAUCCAUGGCUGAGAGUUUAAGCAGUUACUCCUGUCAGGAUAUCGGAGCAACAUGGUGUCCUUAGGCUUCCAGGCGAUCAGACACAACUUACACUUGGCUCUUGUGGUUGGCAUCCUUUGCGCUUCUCUGGAGGAGCUGGUGCACAGACCCUUCUUACCUGCAAUAGAUUUGUACUGACCAUGCCCAUUCUGUCAUGUUUGGGGGCUAACCUUGUUCCUGUGCAGGUGAUGUGUUAAGUUUAUUUGUUUCUGCAUAUAUGCACAUUACAUACGGAUUUUAAACAAACCCAUUCUUGACAGACUAAAAGUUAAGUUUAAUACAUAAAAUGUCCUGUUCACUUGAAAGAAAAAAAUCUACUUUUUAAAUGGACACUAUCUUUUUUUUUUUUUUUUAAGUUGACUUUUUGUUAUAAGUGACCUUUGUCUGGAAUGUCUGAGACACGGUUAGUACUUUGGUAUUGAAGUGAUGGGUGACAGAAGGACUGAGAGUGUUGGCUGUAGAGGGGGCUCUACAGUAGCGACUAUUUUUAUAAACUACUGGCAAGGGGUAUCUCCAGGUGUUAGGUACAUGCUUUCAGUUUUCUUUGGGGCCGUGUCCUCCAUUUGCAUGGAUGGAUGCAUGCAUUGCCUAGGCAGCGCACUUCACACCACUCCUGCACUGGUGUUGAUCUUAAACCUCUAGACGUCUCCACAUAUUAGAGCUGCACCGACAUUGAUUUAAGCACUCAGCAGCUUGUCUGUAGGGGGGAGAAUUGUCGUCCAUUUGUCCUCCAGUUUUACAGGCACAAGAGACUGUUAGAGCCCUCUGAUGUAUCUCUUCUCUGUAGGGUUCAGGUACACUGGCUAAGACAGAACCUCCAACCCAAGGCUCUUUCUGUAGACAUCAGACCUCUGAUCUGACUCAGCUCUGUGCUCCUGGGUCAACCAUGAUUUAGUAGGGACCCAACUGAGGGAAAGUUCAUUCAAGAAAAUUGUACCAUGAGAAAACAUUUCAUUUCUGGGGCAUGACCUGAGGGAAGCUUUUUCAUACCACUUUCAAGCUCUCAAAUAACUCUGAACAGAAGCUUUAGUCUGGUUUGCACUCCUGUUUUGAGCUUGUAACUGGAAAAGCGUGUCUUGCACUGUCAGCCUCCUGAGUGGUCACUUUAACAACCUCCAAAUUGUAUAAAAUGGUUCUUUCUCCCGGUUGUAUAUUUUUGAAACAUUCAACUAUCACUGUCGUACUUUUAUUUUAAUUAUGUACUAAAUUAUGUAGUUUUGUUCUUUUAAACAUCUGUUGCUUUGGACUUUGUUUAUUUAUAGUAAAUGUAGGAGUAAGAUGUCCCUUUCCAGGUGAAAGUUGACACCUGUGUUAACCUAAGGUUUUGGUAAACCCCACAGUGGGAGAAAAGCACAAGGUUGUUAUCCGUCCAACGUGACAUGUUAUGCAUCCUUUAGGUUACUUUUACCAAGUGACACUCUCCUAUGCAUUCUUAGUGUUGUCCCUUCAUGAUCUGCCCUUGGGUUCUGUUAAAGUCUCUUUGAAACUUUGAAAGUCCAUCUACAAUGUAGUGUGUCUUCAGUGAGAAACCAUAACAUGGUAUCCAAGUGUUUCAUGAUUUGUUGGGAAGGUAAUUUUAAAAUAAACAGUUUCCUUAAAAGAUUUGUCAGCAAGGUCAUCCGUAAAGGUCCCUGUCUGGAUCUUCUUUUCUCAGCAAAUCUCACUUUUGCAAUCCUAGAAUGUAGCCAUAUCACCGUAGCCUUGGAGGAGGCCCACUGAGCGCUUAGCUUGGCUUUGCCAGUCUGCUCUUCUGGAAGAGAAAGGCUAUGAAGCAGCAGCAGGUUUCCAAAGUAUAAUCCUUAUGCAUCAAAGAAAAUAAGCCUCAAAUUAUUUCUUCAAUAAUUGUUAAAAAUUUCUCAAACUACAUCCAACUAGCCUAAGUGUAGCCUCUAGUCUUCCACGAGCUAGUCUGAGAAUGUGGCUUUUAUGAGCACUUACACGGUAAGCAGGUACAGUGCGAGCCUGUGAUCUCCAGACCAUCAGAUGGAGCUGUACUGUUUCAUAACUAUAACCUUGAGAAUAUAGCUCUACGAUUCGCUUGCCUUAAACUUCCCUCAGAGUAGCUGACACACUAGGAGGUUGUCUUUGCCAUUUAUUAAGACAGCUGUUGGGCUAUAAUCCUCACCAUAGUGGUAUUUGGAGUCUCCAAAUCAUGCACUAUUUUAAUAGCUAAAACUGGCUUGCCCUGGGAAAACUUAACCAGCCUCCUGGGAGAGACCGCUUGCAUUUCCUGGCAGGAUCUUCCUCUGUUUGCAUGAACCAUUCCCAUGCAUAAGUUUAUCCACAGUCCACACUACAGACAGGCAUACACACAUGAAAAGAAUGGAUGGGAGGUGAGAACAGGCCCUGUCCAGCCGAGCCCUGCUCUGCUCCCCCAGACACUUUGCUCACAUGGUUUCCACCCAUCAUGGGUUACAGGAGCUAUCCUAACUCCCCUUCUGAUGUAGAGAGAGCCUGGAGUUAAGGGGCAUUAACAGUACUCCUGUUGUGAAGACUGGGUGCCCUGUGUCGGAAGCCACUGGUCCAAGUCAACAUUUUUUGGUAAAACAUGAUUUUUGGAGUACUGAACUCACAGGGCUUGCCUUAAUUCAGUAGUUUCAAGAUGUAUGCGCUAUAUUCUAUGUGUUAAAAUGGUAAAAUAUUCUAUGUAGCCCCAAGAGUGGGUAAUACAGAGUUUAAUGCCUAAAUAAAUAAGCUAAAAGGUGUCACAACAGCUGGAUUUUUUAGAGAAAAUGGACAUAUAAAAAAUAGGCUAUGCGUCAUGAACAAAAACUAUGGCACCUUCGGAUUGCACUACUUCAUGCACUGUUUUAUAUGCCAUUUCAUAGCCUGCACUUUAACCUCCAAAGAAAUGCUGUGUGGUGCCUGUGCCCUGUUAGUGAGCUCAUCCCGGAGUCAGCACUUUUACUUCACUAUGCUAAGUUAGUCUCCUAGAGCUGGCAUUCUUAUUUGGGUUCUCUGCUUCCUUAGCCAUAAUACUUUCUAGGAUCUGAGAACUCCUGUCUUGUCUAUUUCCAACAGUGUCAAAUUCUAAUUUAUUGUAGAUUCAUCACAGUCAUAGAUCCUCUUCUAGUGUGAAUACUUGUCCAUUGCCUGUACCAAACCCUCAGAAAGCAGACACUGUAAGAUCUGAAGGUGGGAAUAAAAGGCCUGAAAGGGGAACACACAAAGCGAUGCCCCUGCUGGAGAAUGGCCGAGUCUAACAGGAGGCUGAGCUUACCGCUGAAUGCUUUGGCUUGGGAUCUGCACGAGAUCCUUCAGGGCAGAAGAGGUUCCGUUAUAACUACGUAAAUAUAGAGCCUGUACUCGGGAAAUUAUCUUCAACAAAAUGCUAAGUCCACAAAAGCCAGUGACUGCUGCUGGUGCAGGGUGGCCACUUCCUGCUCUCACUUUGAGCAGCCAUCCUUCACUCAGAUUGAAACUAAGGCACACUUCAGUGAGGUUGGUCUUUCACAAUUUCCCAAUAAUCCUUGUUAAAUUUUUAAAGCUCAAGCAUUAAAUUCACCUUCUUCCCAUUGUGUCUGAAGAUAGCCACAAGCUUUAGAAGCCUAGGAAUCUGAUCAGGCUAUUGCCAAAGUCUAGUAGUUCGUGCUGCCAAAAGGUUAGACUUGUUUAAAAACUCCUUUAUGUGGUACCAUUGUCUGUUUACUUAUGCUCAUGAGCAACAAUAAACCACUAGUUUACCUUC
Messenger RNA from Mus pahari (shrew mouse), 4889 nucleotides. It is a transcript of the gene Fbxo28, whose product is annotated as F-box protein 28. The coding region runs from base 24 to 1130 and encodes 368 amino acids. Lineage: Eukaryota; Metazoa; Chordata; Mammalia; Rodentia; Muridae. The record is from RefSeq and is a predicted model, not a curated record. The transcript has 5 exons. Gene Ontology annotation, molecular function: protein binding. Gene Ontology annotation, biological process: protein polyubiquitination.